AUGACCUGGCGCUGGCCGACCCAGCCACCGCCCGUCUCGCAACGUGCCGAAUCGCCGACGAAGAGCUCGAUUGCGGAUCAGACCACUCCCCCCUCCACGUCGAGCUCGAUCUGAGUACUCCCCCCUCCACGUCGAGCUCGAUCUGAGUACUCCCCCCCCCCCACCCCCAACACCCCCCAGGUUCAAGUGGGACUUCAUCGACAUCGAUGCCGCCCUCGAAACCUACGCCAACCAGAUUCUCGACCGAGCCCCGCUCCCCCCGCUCCAAACCACCCGAGAAAUCGAAGAGGAAGUGCUGUCGUUGCAGCAGGACCUCAUCUGCGUUCGUGACGCCUCAGUCCCCCGCACCCGCGGAGGCAUCCCGAACAAGGCGUUCAUCAAGCCCUGGUGGACGCCCGCCUGCACCGAAUCCACCAGCGCAGCGCGCAAGGCCCGAAAUCGGCUGAACCGCGCAGGUGCGACCGAAGCCGACAAGGUGGCAGCCCGUGUCGCCACGAACAAAGCCAAAGCAACCCGCCGCCUAGCCGAGCGAAUGUACUGGGACGUCAGGCGGGAAAAGAUGACCGCCAACGACGUCUUCAAGGAACUCCAGGCAGCAAAAGGAGGCCACGGACCAGCCCUUGUCCCCGACCUCGACCGAGGAGAUAACACGGUUGCCAAGACUCACAACGAAAAGGUGAUCCUCUUGCGCGAUCUGUGGUACCCUCGAUUACAACCCAAAACACCAAGUGCGCCCAGGACGAGGGCCUGUCCUGGAUCACGCCAUCACGCUCCGGCCGCCCCGCAGCGGUCCGUUGCCGGUGCGACGUUCCACGUGCCGGAUGAUCGGCCCGAUCAUAGCGUCAGUUACAGCGAUCACGAUGACGCUACAACUUCGUCGUCGGAGAUGGAGGAUGAAACCGAGGAGAUGCCCGAGAGCAUGAGCGAGGAUGGGCGCAGCGGUAGCGCGGACGAGAGUCGAGACGGUGACGACGAGGCGGAAGGAGACAGAGAGGCGAAGCCCAGCUCGGCGCGCGCGACAUUCUCACAGGCGGCGCCAUUUUCGAGCCCAAGUCCCGAGGCGCGAGCGGCGGCAGCACGAACGAGCCAACUCUCAAGGCACGGCAAGCUCUCAGGUCAACAGGAGAAGGAUGGUGUGUCAAAGGUUGUUCGUAUUGCGAAGGUGGCCCCACCGCCCAAGCUCUACAACCCCUUACCACCGAGCCAAAAGGCGGACCCGGUGUCAGCGCCGAGCGCGCGCCCCUCCUUGUCCACGCCAUCAUCGCAGCGAUCACAGCAAGAACCGACGCCCCACGCCGAGCUCGAGCCGGACCCAGCGGCUGCACACGCAUGGGAAGAGCGCAUCAGCCACGCCGAAGUCCUGGCCGUCUUCACCGACCCCAAAAACUCACAAUCGGUUGGCGUUGACAGCAUUCCGUAUUCGCUCGUGGUGGCUCUGUGGCCGCUCGUCGGUGACCGAGUCGUCAAUCUGUACCAACGGUGCUUAGCGCUCGGCUAUCAUCCCAAGGCAUGGAAGGAAUCACUCACCAUGGUUCUCCGAAAGCCCCACAAGCCGUCGUACAGACAACCUAACGCGUAUCGGCCCAUUGCGUUGCUAAGCUGCCUCGGAAUAGGGUUGGAAAAAGUUGUCGCACGCCGGUUAGCCUGGAUCUCCGAGCGCUACCAUCCCCUUCCGCAAGAGCACUUCGGUGGCCGAUCCGGAAGGUCGUGUGAGGAUGCACUGACUCUGUUCGUUGAUUCGAUCAAGCUCCGGUGGCGGGAGAAGCUGACCGCUGCCGCGGUGCUGCUCGACGUCAAGAGCGCAUUCCCAUCAGUCAAAGCCGACCGACUGAUCCAGAACCUCCGCGAUCAUCACGUACCCGCUCCGAUCAUCGCCUUUGUGUCAUCGUUCAUGGACAAUCGCUCCGUACAAAUCCUGUUGGGCAACAUCCGGUCAGAGUCAUUUUCGGCAGACGGGUGCGGACUCCCUCAAGGCUCACCCCUUUCCCCCAUUCUAUUCCUCUUCUACAACGCCGGGUUGUUGACGUCUCUCCGCUCGAAUCAGUCGAUGUCAAUUGGCUGGAUUGAUGACGUCGCAAUUUUGGUGUGGGGGAAGACGAAGGACGAGGUAGCCGAGGCCGCGAAUGAGGCAAUGCGCAAGGUCGAGGCGUGGUCAGCUUCGCACUCGGCGCAGAUGGAUCCAAACAAGUCGCACGUGCUCGAACUCACACAGCGAAUGGGGAAUGCCCUGCUUCCACCCAUUCGGCUCCUUGACACGACGAUCCCGCGGUCCGAGACGGCAACACUCCUCGGUGUGCGACUUGACGACAAGCUUCGAUUCCACGCGCACGUCUCCGGCUCUGCCGAGCGCGGCAGCGCGGCGCUCAAUGCCCUGCGAGCCCUGUCAGGAUCAAGGAGGGGUAUCAACGCUCGGUACAUUCGUCAAGCUGUGAUCGCAUGUGUCCAUCCUCGACUCGACUACGCUUCGACGGUGUGGUUCAAGCCCGGACAGACAAAGGACCUCGUCGCCAUGCUCGAGCGCGUUAAUGCUGAGGCUGCAAAACUCGGGCCGGGUCGGACACGUGACACCAAAAGCACGGGCCAUGUUGAGUGA
Molecule: messenger RNA, 2593 nt
Organism: Microbotryum saponariae
Lineage: Eukaryota; Fungi; Basidiomycota; Microbotryomycetes; Microbotryales; Microbotryaceae
Source: the annotation of a GenBank genome assembly